AUGAUCACUGACAGAAGUGACAUGUCCAGUGAGGCUACAGAAAUGAUGGAAAAGGAUAAAUCGGGGGAUUCCGGGGAAGAGCCGGUGUCUAUCCGCGUGCCGAUCAAUGGCAUGACGUGCCAGUCCUGCGUCCGGAGCAUAGAGGGAUCCGUGCGAGAAUUACCUGGAGUCAGGCACGUCAAGGUGGAGCUAUCGGAAAAGGCUGGUUACUUCAGAUAUGACCCUCGCGCUUGUUCAGCGCCUGCCAUCCGCGCUCACAUAGAAGAAAUGGGCUUCGAAGUGCCCACAGACACCGCAGCAGACGAAACCAAAAAUUUGCUAGAGCGAGAAAUACCCACUGACUUGCUGAUCGACAUGACGGGAGCCCCCGCGGAGAGCGUCGCGGUGAUAGGAGUCGCGGGCAUGACUUGUCAGUCCUGUGUCAACACUAUACAGGGCAGUCUAUCAGAAAUGCCGGGUGUCCUGCAUAGCGUAGUGAGUCUGGUAGACAACUCAGCGGUGGUUCGGUUCUCGCGCGAGGCAAUUACACCAAAACAGAUUGCCGACGCAAUAUAUUCGCUCGGAUUUGAUGUGGACAUAACAAACGUCGAUGGGAAGUCUUUUAGUGAAAAUGGUCACCUACAAGCCUCCGGAGACGGUUUCAAAGCAUCACCGAUUAAAAAUGGAGGUCCUGCUAAUGGUACAAUAUCACCGCCGCCAGAGGAAAUAUCCCAGUGCACGUUAGAGGUCAGAGGAAUGACGUGCGCGUCCUGUGUCGCAGCUAUUGAGAAACACUGUUCUAAGUUAUAUGGUGUACAUUCGAUCGUGAUAGCGUUGUUAGCAGCUAAAGCAGAAGUUAGGUUCGAGCCGAACAAAAUACCGGCGACGUCUAUAGCGCAAUCCAUCACAGAAUUGGGUUUUCCAGCUGAGGUCAUCAGCGAGAGUGGUGCACCUAGAGAUUUGACACUUCUGAUAAAAGGAAUGACGUGCGCGUCUUGUGUCAACAAAAUCGAGAAAACUUUGCUCAAACUAAACGGAGUCGCGUCUUGUGUUGUCGCGCUCACUACAUCCAAAGGUAAAGUGAAAUACGAUCCAGAGGUCAUAGGUGCCCGUAAGAUCUGCGACGCAGUGAACAGUCUCGGGUUCGAUGCUAGCCUGGUCACAUCUAGUAUUAGGAACAGUGGCAAUUACUUAGAACACAAAGAAGAAAUAAGAAAAUGGCGGAACGCGUUUUUAAUUUCGCUAAUUUUCGGAGCACCCUGUAUGGCGGCGAUGGUGUAUUUUAUGUCGCACAUGGGCCCCGGGCAUUCCGCUCGGGAUAUGUGCUGUGUGGUACCGGGGUUGAGUCUUGAAAACUUGAUUAUGAUGGCGCUGGCUACGCCUGUACAGUUUAUCGGUGGUUGGCACUUCUACAAGCAAGCGUACAAGGCACUAAGACACGGAACAUCCAAUAUGGACGUGUUGAUCUCUAUGACUACUACAAUAAGUUACGCGUAUUCCCUAGCAGUCGUGAUAGCAGCGAUGGCUCUAGAGAAAGACACCAGCCCGUUAACCUUCUUCGACACACCGCCGAUGUUGUUAGUCUUUGUAUCUCUGGGAAGAUGGCUUGAACAUAUCGCUAAGGGCAAAACAUCAGAAGCCCUAUCCAAGUUGCUCUCCUUGAAGCCGACUGAAGCUGUACUGGUCACUCUUGAUGCUGAGGGUCGAGAGAUUUCCGAGAAGAAUAUACCAGUUGAGCUCGUAGAGAGAGGUGACGUUUUAAAGGUAGUUCCAGGCGCAAAAAUCCCAGUGGAUGGCAAGGUUAUAACUGGGCAGAGCACGUGUGAUGAAUCUCUUAUAACCGGCGAGUCUAUGCCAGUUGCUAAAACCAAAGAUUCGCUGGUAAUAGGCGGUAGUAUUAACCAACACGGCGCAUUACUCAUGCGCGCUACACACACAGGCGAAGCGUCGACUCUUGCGCAGAUCGUGCGAUUGGUAGAAGAGGCACAGAGUAGCAAAGCACCUGUGCAGAGACUUGCGGAUACGAUAGCUGGAUAUUUUGUGCCAAUCGUGGUCUUUCUCUCCAUACUGACGCUGGUGUGCUGGAUUAUAAGUGGUGCUAUAGAUGUCGACAGGAUAAAAGCUAUCACACCUGAAAUCUAUCGCGACUUCUCCGACUGGGAAUUGAUAGUGCAAACGUCUUUCCACUUUGCGCUCUCAGUUCUGGCGAUAGCGUGUCCCUGUGCGCUCGGCUUGGCCACGCCCACCGCGGUCAUGGUCGCCACGGGGGUGGGAGCCAAAUUGGGCUUAUUGAUAAAGGGGGCAGAACCCUUGGAGAACGCACAUAAGGUUAAAACAGUGAUAUUCGACAAAACUGGAACAAUCACACGAGGCAGCACUACAGUUGCCAGAGUCUCGCUCCUAACAGGCGAACCAAACAUGCUACCAGAUAUCCUCGCUUGUAUUUUGACUGCGGAGCUCAAUUCGGAACAUCCUGUAGCUUCCGCGAUAGUGCGUUGGUGUAGCGCAGUGUUGGGCUCGUCUGAUCGGGCGCAGUGCAGCGGGUUUACAGCCGCGCCCGGGUGCGGUUUGCGGGCUAGACUUACUCUGCGCGCGCGAACGACGCCAUUACCCUUGGAUACUGCGGCAUUGGGAGAUCGAGAAACCUCGUCUUUCCAGCUGGCAGGUGUAACAGUUGACAUGAUCGAGAGCGAAGGCGACUCCGCCCUCAGCUCAGCUCAAGCGGCGCACAGACUUAACGCUAUCAUACGAACGGAUGUUGAACAGGAAGUUGAACAAAUAGUGCUGAUUGGAAACAGGGAAUGGAUGACACGUAACGGUGUGACUGUCCCCAGGAGGGUGCAACGCGUGUUGAGAGAUGACGAGGAAUUGGGCAGGACUGCAGUGCUAGUUGCAAUUAAUGAUCAAUUAGUUUGUACAAUCGGCGUAGCUGACGAAGUUAAACCAGAGGCGCAUUUAGCUGUAUACUGUCUCAAGAAAAUGGGCUUAGAAGUGUGCUUGCUCACUGGCGAUAAUAGAAAGACCGCUGUCGCCAUAGCCAGACAGGUUGGAAUCAACAAAGUGUACGCAGAAGUGUUACCAUCUCACAAAGUCGCGAAGAUACAAAAAUUACAAGAAAAGGGACAGAAGGUUGCAAUGGUCGGUGAUGGAGUGAACGACUCACCUGCGCUGGCGCAGGCUGAUGUCGGUAUUGCCAUAGCUAGUGGUACAGAUGUCGCUGUUGAAGCUGCUGAUCUCGUGCUCAUGAGGAACGAUCUCUUAGAUGUAGUGGCGUGUUUAGACCUAUCAAGAACGACAGUAAGAAGAAUCCGACUCAACUUUAUAUUCGCGAGUGUAUACAACUUGCUGGGAAUUCCUUUAGCGAGCGGUGCGUUCGCUCUUCUUGGACUACAGUUGCAGCCCUGGAUGGCGUCAGCUGCUAUGGCGAUGAGUUCUGUGUCAGUCGUUUGCUCCAGUUUGUUACUUAAGACUUUCAGUAAACCAAAUGUAGAGGAUCUCCGUACGACGGAGUACCUGCAAUCUAUACAUUUGGAAGAGUUGGACUCAGUGUCUGUACAUCGCGGCUUAGACGACAAAGUGUACCCGGACACGAGAGCCUCGCCACUUGCAAACAAAAGGCGGGACUCGUUGAAAACAGCGCUAUUAAAGGUCUAG
Molecule: messenger RNA, 3633 nt
Organism: Leptosia nina
Lineage: Eukaryota; Metazoa; Arthropoda; Insecta; Lepidoptera; Pieridae
Source: the annotation of a GenBank genome assembly